GUUUCACCACGGAGUAGGACAGUGAUAAGAACGCGUACGUCCAAACAGCUUAUGAGUGAAAUCGCAAUGCCUUCACUUGUCUUGUUCCUGGACUUGUUCUUGUGUGCUCUAGUGGUCAACGAUUGUUUUGGUGAGUGAUAAACAAACUAAAUAAUUAUAUCUACAGUAAUCUGGUCUUGUUGUAAAUGAUGAUUAUUGAUUAUUCAAGCGGUCGGCAAAGUACGGUCCGCAAAUUCAGUUUAACCGGGCCGGCAUGGAGCUUAUUAAAGGAGACAGUAGUGUGUAAGGAGUGCAUUCUGACUUGAGGAGACAGGAGUGUAUACAAGGAGAGUAUCCUGACUUGAGGAGACAGUAGUGUGUACAAGGAGUGCAUUCCGACUUGAGGAGACAGUAGUUUGUCAAAGGAGAGUAUUCUGACUUGACGAGACAGUAGUUUCAACAAGGGCUGCAUUCUGACUUGAGGAGACAGUAGUGUGUACAAGGAGUGCAUUCUGACUUUAGGAGACAAUAGUGUGUACAAGGAGUUCUGACUUGAGGAGACAAUAGUGUGUACAAGGAGAGUAUUUUGAAUUGAGGAGACAAUAGUUUGUGCAAGGAAUAAAUUAUUACUAGAGGAGACAGUAGUUUGUACCAGUAGAGUAUUCUGAUUUGAGGAGACAACAGUUUGUAAAAGCAAUUCAUUCUGAUUGGAGGAGACAAUAGUGUGUACAAGGAGUGUAUUUUGACUUGAGGAGACUGUAGUUUGUACAAAGAGUGCAUUUUGACUUGAGGAGACUGUAGUGUGUACAAGGAGAGUAUUCUAACUUGAGGAGACAAUAGUAUGUACAAGAAGUGCAUUCUGACUUGAGGAGACUGUAGUGUGUACAAGGAGAGUAUUCUGACUUGAGGAGACAGUAGUUUGUACAAAGAGUGCAUUUUGACUUGAGGAGACUGUAGUGUGUACAAGGAGAGUAUUCUAACUUGAGGAGACAAUAGUAUGUACAAGAAGUGCAUUCUGACUUGAGGAGACUGUAGUGUGAACAAGGAGAGUAUUCUGAUUUGAGAAGACAUUAGUGUGUACAAGGAUAGUAUUCUGACUUGAGGAGACAGUAGUGUGUACAAGGUGAGUAUUCUGAAUUGAGGAGACAAUAGUUUGUGCAAGAAAUGCAUUCUGAGUUGAGGAGACAGUUGUGUGUACAAGGAGAGUAUACUGACUUGAGGAGACAGUAGUGUGUACAAGGAGAUUAUUCUAACUUGAGGAGACAAUAGUAUGUACAAGAAGUGCAUUUUGACUUGAGGAGACUGUAGAGUGUACAAGGAGAGUAUUCUGAUUUGAGAAGACAUUAGUGUGUACAAGGAUAGUAUUCUGACUUGAGGAGACAGUAGUGUGUACAAGGUGAGUAUUCUGAAUUGACGAGACAAUAGUUUGUGCAAGAAAUGCAUUCUGAGUUGAGGAGACAGUUGUGUGUACAAGGAGAGUAUCCUGACUUGAGGAGACAGUAGUGUGUACAAGGAGAUUAUUCUAACUUGAGGAGACAAUAGUAUGUACAAGAAGUGCAUUUUGACUUGAGGAGACUGUAGAGUGUACAAGGAGAGUAUUCUGAUUUGAGAAGACAGUAGUGUGUACAAGGAUAGUAUUCUGACUUGAGGAGACAGUAAUGUGUACAAUGUGAGUAUUCUGAAUUGAGGAGACAAUAGUUUGUGCAGGAAUGCAUUCUGACUUGAGGAGACAGUUGUGUGUACAAGGAGAGUAUUCUGACUUGAGGAGACAGUAGUGUGUACAAGGAGUGCAUUCUCACUUGAGGAGACAGUAGUUUGUACAAAGAGUGCAUUUUGACUUGAGGAGACUGUAGAGUGUACAAGAGAGUAUUCUGAUUUGAGAAGACAGUAGUGUGUACAAAGAAAGCAUUCUGACUUGAGGAGACAGUUUCAGGACAAUUUUACCGAUCUGGAUAUCAGUUCUUUAAAAAUCUUCCAAAACCCGUUUGGUGGUUUUCUCGGUGUUUAACCAUCUGAACUUCAAAUUGAAGUGAACGACCUACAAUCCAAACUCACUUUUAUUAGAAUUAUAAGGUGUGUAAUUUGGUCAUGUAAAUGAAUUUUCUCUUAAAUUAAUCUCAGUCUUGGGACUACCUAAUUGUGUGACAAGACAUUUUCAAAUAUGUUACAUUGUAAUAUCUAGCUAGAGAGCAGCGUGUGGUUGAGCACUUGUAAUUAACUUAUGAUGAUAGUGAUGAUAACUUUGUACCUCUACUAUAAGGUACUGUAUCAGAAAGAACCAGUUUCCAAUUUACGACGAUUUACAGGAUUGAGACGAUUUGUCCCAGACCCCGACAAGAUUUUUAGAAGUGAAGAACAGGAAAAGCACUAGGUUCAGACAUGAUCUGCAACGAAAUGCUCUUCCUAGAGGUGUGGUAUAAGGAAUUGAGAAAACGGCGAGACAGCAUGUAAACUUUACCUAAAGAUACCACAACCCAACAGAAAGGGAGAUCAACGGUGGCGUUUAAAACGCGAGCACCAGAGCCUCACCACCCAGAUGAGAACAGACUAUUGUUCUACUGGCAGCUAUCUGAACAGAUUACAUCCGCUUCGAGACCCAAGCUGUCGUGACUGUGGAUAGGCGCCGGAGAAAGUAGUGGACUUACUAGCCGAGUGUCUAAUACUAAGGUGUGGAGGGGCAGGGACUCCCCCAGAUACACACGUCAAGAACAUGAUUCACGGUGCUCCCCAGCAGAAGCAGCAUGCCUGUAAAGUGCUCAUCAGGCCAUACAAUAGCAAUAGCUCGGGCCCAUGAAAAGAAUGUAAUAUUUCAGUGUAAGUCACUAAAAUUAUAAAGCUAUUUUGUGAUUGUAUCACGGAGUGUUGCUACUCUAACAGGCUAGACAACAACAGGGACCCGAACUGACGACGACGAAGGCUGUAAGAUAAGAUAAGAUAAGAUAAGAUUAAGAUAAGAUAAGAUAAGAUAAGAUUCUUUUAUUGAUCCAAAUAAAUGUAAAUGUUUUUUUGAUUGCAUUAUACAUCUUCAGCACAAAAAUAAAACAAUUUGAACACAAGACAUUUAUGAUAAAUUAUUUCAAACAGCCAUUCAGUGAAUUCUCUUAGCGAAAUCGGGGACUUCUUAGUUCUCAUUCAGGUGUGUGACUUCAGAGGAAGCACGCCGGUAAAUUCGUACAGAUUGGGGAACAAACGAAAUUUUUAUAUCUGUCAGUCCUCGCCCUGAUGGAAGGAAUUCGCCCCGAACGGCCCGAUCUUAAGUAUCUGUAAUGAAGAAGGUGAGGAGACUAGGGAAGAAAACAAGUCUCACGUUGCAGAUGUCAUCUGGAACAGCCGAGCAGCUGUUACUUUGUUUUUCAUUUAUAAACCGGGGUGGUAAGGAAGCUGUUUUCUCGCCCCUUCCCUAGAGUUUCGUUGAGUUUUCGUACAAUUUAUAUAACUUAUUCAAGAGCACCGUUUUUUUAAAAGAUAUUUUCUCUCUCCAGGUUUCCAAGUGUUCUUGGAAGUCAACCCUCCUACCAUCCACACCAUAUUAACCAAGAAACUACGAAUGAGAUGCUCUUUAAAAAAUGAUGUCAAUUUGGAAAUGCAGAAACCUUUGUCUAAAGAAGAAUUCUGCGACAGAACCACGCCAAGCUGCAACACAAAGGCUGAAGAGCUGUCACUGAAGGUAGCUUCUACUUCAACAUCUCCGAGAUCUGACAUCAGCGACCUCCUGUCGAUCGUCAUUACCAAGUACAGCAAUGACCAUAAGAAGAGGGAGAUCAUCGCAAGUGUUACCAGUGCUGCCGCACCAAAGACGGAGGCUGUGUUUACAAGCGCGGUACAAGCGGAGGGAACCUGUGAAAGCUCUGAUGUCGACGAGCUGGGUUAUCUCCUGCUGACCAUGGACAUGCCUACGGACGAACACGCGGGCAACUACACCUGUGAGGUCUUGGCUUUGGACUUUCAAAAAAUACCUCUAGCCCUCAACGCCUCGUUCUCAAUAGCUGUGAUUCAGCCGUCCGUAUCUGACCUAGUGACCUAUAUAUCCAAACACGAACAAGAGAUAAUAGAACUAAGAAAACAAGUUUCAGACCUGAAGGAGACUAACAUAACACUGAUGAGACAUAUUUCAGAAAGAGAUAAGUCCUUGCAGACUGGGCGCUCAACAAUCUGCAGAGACAAUCCCAAAAAUUAUAUUGCUACAAUCACUUUUCAACAGCCGUAUGUUGAUACUCCAAAGAUUUUUGCCAAGGUUACUAAAUGGACUUAUCCGAAUGGACGACAAUUUUUAAAAGACCUCCACCAACCACUGAUUGUUUUUGAAAGUGCCUCACUAAAAUCGUUCAGCACUCUUUGUUAUAUUGGUGACCAAUAUCUGAUAGAGGAGUUUGAAUGGUUGGCAGUGAUCUAAUACACAACAGAAACCAAUGGGUGAUUUCAUAUCUCACGGCAAGGGAAAGAGAUCAAAUCACAUUUUAAUAUUUUAAAUAGUCAUUUGUGCACUUCAGUUUUCAAAUUUAUUCAAAAAAAUUUAAUUUAUAUAUAAUGUUAUUUACAUGUCUUAAGCUACAUCUCACAAGGUGUUUACACAUGACGCUUUUAUUGCUAGUAAAGAUGCCAAAGAUACAAUGGAGAAUAAAUUUGAAGUUUUUCUUCUGUAAAGUGGUUAUUGGUCGUGAAAUGUGACUCUCACACCCACCCACAUAUACCAUGUUAGAGACCGACCGAAUUUCGUAUUCGGGUUCGGUUGCGGCGCCGAAAGUUGCCACUCAAUCACUUUCGGCUAAUUUUCGGUUUCGGCCGAAACUUAAAAGUUAACUUUCGGUUUUAUUUUCGGAUUCGGGAGAAACGGAAAAGAUAAAUUUCGGUUUUAUUUCGUGUUUGGCCGAAUGUGAUUGAGACUUUCAUCCAUCUGGCGAAAUUGAUUAAUGCUUUUGGUCGUGUACCAGAAGUCACAAUGACUGUCGGUCUUUACGCCGGCAAUCCGAUAUUCAUUGUCGUACGACGUUUUGCAGUCAUCGUAUGACAUAUGACUACUCCUCGGCGCAAACAGAUCACAGCUGCUUGAUGACCCACUUGUCCUAUAUUUCCAAACAUUGUUAUUGACGAAAUAACACACGUGUGCAUGUAUCACUAGUUCGCAUAAUAAUUAUAUAGUAAGCUUGCUGCAUACAUGAUUUUGGCAACCAAUGUAAGAUUUUGAGAUGUCUCUUACGUUUCCACGCCGGGACACGUCAGUACGUCUAUUUGAAAAGGCCCGGUUAAAAUAUACCACGCACCACCCUCAGAUUAGCGCGGGGGAGGUUGUUCAACGAACAAAAUUAUUACGUCACAAGCACGGAAAGACUAGUUUGUGGUACUAGGCUAAAUAUAACUACAGGGAUAUCUAGCCAGCUAUUUAUGAAAACACAAAGCACUAGUGUGACGAUAGUCGCGAAAAAAGGUCGAGAUAUUUUAUAUCCUUAACAUAUUUGUAGGCAACAUUUGGCUCUGUUAGAGAUUGUCAAGAGAUAAGUGUAGUAAGUUUCAGUGGAAACCAUCCUCAACCGCCGUCUUAUGAAUCCCUAGUGCGUACGUAAUAUAUGGAGUGCCCAUUAAUUUGGCAGGGGGGGGGAGAAGGAUGUGAAAAUAUGUUGUUUUUGCAUAUGGAUUUCCCAUUGUGUAAUUAACUCUGCAUUCAAAUUUGGCUACCUUGAUGGAUGUGUACAGUGAGUGCAUGAUUUUAAUGCUAUCACCAAUUUUAAAUAGACGCUCCUUUUUCAAUACUACCUAUUAUUUAAAAAAAAAACAAAAAAAAAACAUUCUCAACUGCUGCGCACAGUAGCGUUAGAUUUUUUUACAUAUUCUAUAAGAUCCAGUAGGCUGCAUUUGAAUUUCUAUUUUAUGACGUCACCAAGCAGCUGUACAAUUUUAAUAGCCCAGUUUUGUUCCACCACUUAUCCUUCCAUUUUCAAAAUACAGCUUGUGGUAGUUUUACUCACAAUUAGAAAUAAAUUAGGGCUCCUUGUCAUAAUUCAGGGGUGGUUAAUCCGCGGCCGCCACAGUCAAAUGUAUUGCCCGUGAGUUCCAUCACACAUGACCGUAUUUUUUCAUUCAGACGCCAUUGUGAAUGAUAGAUUGGAAAUAGAUUGAAAUAAGUAAUACUUUUUUUAAAGCACAUAUUAACUAAUUAUUUUUUUUAAAGCUAGGUGAAGGGAACCUCAUUUCUCACCAUCAUUACGAUUAAGUCUAGAAUGAUGCAGAAAUAUAUUUAAGUAGGCUAUACACAAACGUGCAUCCCUUCACUUUGAAUUUAUUAAAAAGAUUUUGAGCUCAGCCUCCUCCCCAAAUCGCACCCCCACUUUUGUUUGAGUGACAUCGGCGUCUACAUAACCAGGGUUUCUUUCAGCUAUAUCUCCGGAGGGCACUACCCCCCUCCCGGGGAAAGCCAAGGUCCCCCCCCCACCACCCCCCCCCCCCCAAAAAUAUGUCCAACAAUAAAUCAACUGGCACUGCCCCACCGAAAAAUCUGAAGUGCCCCCCCCUUCCCCCGGGGAAAUUUCUGAAAUAAUCACUGGAUAUAACUAAGACAGAACGUUAUGGAAUGGGUCCCCACUGUGUCCCUGUUUAAGUUUAAAUGACCAAUGGUUAUUGUUAUUUGAUUUUAGCAUUUUUCUUACAGGAAAAUUAAUUACGCCUAAAAGUCAUAGAGUAUAUAAGUCAUAAAAAGCUUAUUGAAGUGUUAGUUUAGUUCUAUUUAUUUGUAUAGUCACGCCUGUUAGAUAAUGUGUCAUGUGUGUUGUGUGUGUGGGUGUCCCGUGCGAUUAAAAAUAACUGCC
Molecule: messenger RNA, 6779 nt
Organism: Lymnaea stagnalis (great pond snail)
Lineage: Eukaryota; Metazoa; Mollusca; Gastropoda; Lymnaeidae
Source: the annotation of a GenBank genome assembly